This is a messenger RNA of Cottoperca gobio, 964 nucleotides long. RefSeq names its product actinoporin-like protein (gene apnl). Gene Ontology annotation, biological process: monoatomic cation transport; pore complex assembly; cytolysis in another organism. The record is from RefSeq and is a predicted model, not a curated record. The coding region runs from base 67 to 627 and encodes 186 amino acids. Gene Ontology annotation, molecular function: channel activity. NCBI's taxonomy places the organism in Eukaryota, Metazoa, Chordata, Actinopteri, Perciformes, Bovichtidae. The transcript is spliced from 3 exons. Gene Ontology annotation, cellular component: pore complex.
CUUUUUCCAUUUUGACAGUUGGGAGCAUCAACAGAAGUUCUCAGCAGAUCUCAAACACAUUCCAACAUGACGGAGACCGCUGAAGCUGUAGCUGCUGAUGUAAAGAGCAGGAGAAGUGUCACCAUUGAAAUCUUAAACAACACUAACAACUACUGCCUCCUCAAACCCAGGGUGUACCUUGAGAAUGGGGAGACAUACAACCCACCUCAACCCACAGUGCGCCCUCUGAAGUCAGAGGUCUGCACUUUUGCCAAGUCCGGCGGCAAAGCAACCGGCAGCAUCGGCGUGAUGACCUACGACCUCUUCGAGAGGUCACGGAGCGACUACAUCGAGACUCUGGCUAUCAUGUUCUCAGUUCCAUGGGACUACAACCUGUACAAGAACUGGUUUGCUGUAGGCAUCUAUAAAAAGGGCCGUGACUGUGAUAAGGAAUUGUACAAAGAAAUGUACUACGAGAAAAAACAGCACGAGCAUGGGUUUGUCAGGGAGGAAGCCACUGGAUCAGCUAUCAAUUAUGUGGGCAACUACCUAGAUAUCAAGGCCACGAUGAGCCCCCUGGGCAAUGCCGUCAUGAAGGUGGAGGUGUGGGAUAAGCUCUUCACAGACAGGGGGCAGCAGCCAAUGUAGAGAACCCUCCUAACCAGUAUUUCUGUUACAAGUCCCAACAGCAGAAUGCAUCCCUCCACCUCGAACGUUUACCUGCAUUUGAAAUACAGUCAACACGCAUGAUUUAACAGGUGUAUUGUUGCUGACAUGUGUCUGUAUGCCUGGGUAUUACGUCUCAGUAAAACUGCUUCAGAUCAGAGUUUAGUUUGUUUAUAAAUGCAGAUAAAUUAUCCUCCCCUUUAUAGCCGAAGCCUCAGUCUGUUUCUAUAGCAUCCAGUUCUAAAAUGGCAUCUUUAGAAAUGAAAAUCAAAAGGAUGACUCACUGGAGGACGAGGGCACACGGCUUAAUGAAAACGAG